Messenger RNA from Phaethon lepturus (White-tailed tropicbird), 568 nucleotides. RefSeq names its product phosphatidylethanolamine binding protein 1 (gene PEBP1). Bases 157 to 447 code for a protein of 96 amino acids. Gene Ontology annotation, biological process: negative regulation of MAPK cascade. NCBI's taxonomy places the organism in Eukaryota, Metazoa, Chordata, Aves, Phaethontiformes, Phaethontidae. The transcript is spliced from 3 exons. The record is from RefSeq and is a predicted model, not a curated record.
ACGCUGUCAUUGCUCCAGGUCCAGCAUCGCCCCACCAGCAUUGAAUGGGAUGGCUGCGAUCCCCAGAAGCUCUAUACCCUGGUUCUCACAGACCCAGAUGCUCCCAGUAGGAAGGACCCAAAGUUCAGGGAAUGGCACCACUUUCUGGUGACCAACAUGAAAGGCAACGAUGUGGGGAGUGGGACUGUGCUGUCAGAUUACGUCGGCUCUGGACCUCCCAAAGGAACAGGGCUGCACCGCUACGUGUGGCUGGUAUACGAGCAGCCGAAGCAGCUGACCUGCAACGAGCCCAUCCUCUGUAAUCGCUCUGGUGACAAACGAGGGAAGUUCAAGGUGGCGGCUUUCCGCAGCAAGUACGAGCUGGGGGUGCCAGUGGCUGGCACUUGCUACCAGGCAGAGUGGGACGACUAUGUGCCGAAGCUCUACGAGCAGCUGUCGGGGAAGUAGGGCGAGGGGACCUGAAGAAGCACUGUGCAGCACCCCCUGCGCCCUGGAGACCAGGCUGGUUAGAGCAUGUCGCUGUAGUUUUGUUUGAUUAGUGAGUCGAACCCAACUGCUCCCGCACUGA